Molecule: messenger RNA, 348 nt
Organism: Paraphaeosphaeria sporulosa
Lineage: Eukaryota; Fungi; Ascomycota; Dothideomycetes; Pleosporales; Didymosphaeriaceae
Exons: 2
Coding region: 1-348 (115 amino acids)
Source: RefSeq, a predicted model, not a curated record
AUGCCCCGAAGGAGAGACAACAACCCUAAAGAUGAGGAGGAAUACGAACAAGGGGAUUUCGACGACUUCUAUGAGGUCGAGGGCGAGGGCGAGGAAGAGGAUGAGGAAAUGCGAUGGGACGAGAGCGCCUACGAUGAUGGCCAGACAGCAGAGCAAGGGCAACAGCAAGGAGAGGAAGAAGAAGAGGAAGGCGAGACUGACACCCGAGCAAGACGGAUAAAGCUACCCACAAUAUUUCGACAACCGCGAAACGGAGGAGUCACCGCCCCCUUCGUCUCAAGGCUCAAGCCCGGAGCGCGAGAUCCGAAGAGACACUACAUGCGAUAUGUGCGCAUUCGGCCCCUGUGA